CCUCUGUAAGAAAAUCGAGAAACAAUUAGAUUCGAGUCCAUGAACAUAAGUGCCGAUGACUCAUGGCCCAUGAAUCAUCGAAAUGCGUCUGCAUUUCCCAUUGACCUUUCUUCCCGAACUCCGGUCACUCUCUCGGAACUGGCACAACCGUCACGGUUCAAUGCCCGCCCAUAAUCAGCCACGACCAUCGGCGGCUAGAUCUUUUAGCUCUAACUAGAUCCUUGUUAUUGGAACCCUAUACUAACCCGACAAUGGACAUCCUCAUCGCCCAGAUCCAGGCAGACCUCCGCUCCAAUGACGCCCUCCGGCAGUCUGGUGCCCUCCUCCAGGCUCUACAGCAGUCGGCGGCCGGGCGCGACAUAUCUGCCGUUGCCAAGUCCACCGUGGAUGAGAUCAUCGCUUCCCCAUCAUCCGCCGUCUGCAAGAAGCUCGCCUUCGAUCUCAUCCGCUCCACCCGCCUCACCCACGAUCUCUGGGAAACUGUAUGCUCCGGGGUCCGCACCGACCUCGACUUUCCCGAUCCCGAAGUCGCUGCCGCCGCCAUUUCCAUUCUCUCCGCCGUCCCCUCUCACCGCCUCGCCAAGCUCAUCUCCGACUGCCACAAGGAGAUCUCGAGCUGCUUCGAUUCCCCCAGCGACAACCUGCGGUUUGCCGUCACGGAGACCCUCGGAUGCAUUCUCGCUCGCGAUGACCUCGUGCUCCUCUGCGAGAACAGCGUCGGUCUUGUCGAACGCGUUUCUAACUGGUGGAUGCGGAUUGGGAACAAUAUGCUUGACCGUUCCGACACUGUCUGCAAGAUCGCCUUUGAAUCCAUUGGCCGGUUGUUCCAGGAGUUCGAAUCCAAGAGGAUGAGCCGCCUUGCUGGGGACAAGCUAAUUGAUAGCGAAAAUUCUCUCGCGAUACGUUCUAACUGGGUCAUGAAUGCCAUUGAUCUCGUGUGGAAGAAGAGGAACAUUCUGAUACAGAGGUCGAUGAUUCUUCCAGUUGAAAACUUUCGGAUUACUGUCUUUCCUCUUGUGUAUGCGGCCAAGUCUGUAGCUUCUGGUGCAGUGGAGGUGUUUCGUAAGCUCUCGAAGUCUGGCGGAACUGCAUUUGAUACCCUAAGCGCCGAGAAGAUUGUGGGAGUUUCUGAUGUAGUCUCGCAUCUAUUGCCGUUCUUGAGCUCUCUGGAUCCACCCUUGAUAUUUGAGGUUGGAAUUAAUAUGCUUUCGUUGGCUGAUGUUCCUGGUGGGAAGCCAGAGUGGGCCUCUGCCUCUAUUAUUGCAAUUCUUACACUUUGGGACAGGCAAGAGUUUUCCUCUGCUAGAGAAAGCAUUGUAAGAGCUGUUGUGAACAAUCUCCACCUCCUUGAUCUUAGCAUGCAGGUUUCAUUGUUUAAGAGGCUUCUUCUUAUGGUGAGAAAUUUGAGGGCAGAGUCAGACCGCAUGCAUGCUUUGGCAUGUAUUUGUCGUACUGCUCUUUGUGUAGAUCUUUUUGCAAAGGAAAGUGUGCGAAGAGGUCAGAAGCCUCUUCCAGGCACAGACAUUACUUCACUUUUUGAAGAUGUGAGAAUAUAUGAUGACCUAAACAGUAUAUCAAGUAAAAGCCUUUUUAGAGAGGAACUUGUUGCUUCACUGGUUGAAAGCUGUUUUCAAUUGUCUCUACCUCUGCCUGAACAGAAAAAUUCCGGUACUGAGAGCAGAGUUAUUGGGGCUUUGGCUUAUGGAACCGGAUAUGGUGCACUGAAUUGGACAGAGUCUGCCUUGGAGGUUGUGGAAGUUUGUAGGCCUUGUGUUAUGUGGGAUUGUGACGGGCGGACUUAUGCUAUAGAUUGUUAUUUGAAGUUACUUGUCAGACUUUGUCAUAUAUAUGAUACAAGAGGAGGCGUGAAAACAAUUAAAGAUGGUGCCUCUCAGGACCAAAUUUUGAAUGAGACAAGACUACGAAAUUUACAACUAAAGCUGCUCAAAGAUCUCCUUGAGGUUCAUACACCAAGGAUCUGUGCCCGUUUGAUUUGGUCCAUUGCGGAACACUUGGAUCUUGAAGGUCUGGAUCCACUUCUAGCUGAUGAUCCAGAGGAUCCUCUAAACAUCCUUAUUUCAAACAUGCACAAGGUGCUAUUCAGCAGUGAUACAUCUGCAAUCAAUUCUAAUAGGCUUCAAGACGUGCAAGCUGUUCUACUCUGUGCACAACGUUUAGGAUCAAGGAAUGCACGAGCUGGCCAACUUCUCAGUAAAGAACUCGAAGAUUUUAGAAAUAGUACGUUAGCUGAUUCUGUCAACAAACAUCAGUGCCGCUACAUCUUGCAGAUUAUCAAAUAUGUUUCCAGUCAUCCAGAAAGAAGAUGGUCAGGUGUAGGUGAAACAAGUGGAGAUUACCCUUUUAGCCACCAUAAAUUCACAGUGCAAUUCUAUGAGGCAUCUGCUGCUCAAGAUCGAAAACUGGAGGGAUUGGUACACAAAGCCAUUCAAGAACUGUGGAGACCAGAACCAAGCGAAUUAAGCCUUUUACUAACAAAGGGUAUUGAGUCUACUCUCCUCAAAGUUCCUCCAAAAGCACAUACUCUCAGUGGUAGUAGCGAUCCUUGUUAUGUGGAAGCAUAUCAUCUAGCAGACUCGAUCGAUGGGAGAAUUACAUUGCAUUUAAAGAUUCUAAAUUUGACUGAACUAGAGCUAAAUAGGGUGGAUAUCCGGGUUGGGCUCACUGGAGCUCUGUAUUUCAUGGACAAUUCUCAAGGAGUACGGCAGCUACGGAAUCUUGUUUCCCAGGAUCCUGUUCUUAGCAGUGUAACGGUGGGUGUAUCGCACUUUGAGAGGUGCGCACUAUGGGUUCAAGUCCUAUACUAUCCUUUCUAUGGAAGCGGAAAUUUUGACUAUGAGGGAGAUUAUGCCGAAGAGGAAGUUCAGAUGAUUAGACAAAAGCGCUCUUUGAAGCCAGAACUUGGAGAGCCUGUGAUAUUAAGAUGUCAGCCUUAUAAAGUUCCAUUAACCGACCUUCUUUCGCCACACAAGUGUUCGCCGGUAGAAUAUUUUCGUUUCUGGCCAAGCCUACCAGCUAUUUUAGAGUACACAGGAACCUACACUUAUGAAGGUAGCGGUUUCAAGGCUACCGCUGCACAACAAAGUGGGGCUUCUCCAUUUUUGAGCGGAUUAAAGUCGCUCACAUCAAAACCAUUCCAUCAAGUCUGCUCGCACCUUAUCCGGACGGUGGCUGGCUUUCAACUGUGCUUCGCCGCUAAAACUUGGUUCGGCGGCUUCUUGGGCAUGAUGAUAUUUGGCGGCAGCGAAGUUAGCAGAAAUGUCGAUUUGGGCGACGAGACCACCACGAUGAUGUGCAAAUUCGUCGUAAGAUCCUCCGAUGCUUCCAUAAUUAAGGAAAUAGGUUCAGACAUACAGGGUUGGCUGGACGACAUAACCGACGGCGGUGUCGAGUACAUUCCUGAAGAGGAGGUGAAGUUUGCUGCUGCCGAGAGGCUGAGAACCUCCAUGGAAAGAAUAGCACUGCUCAAAGCAGCCAGGCCUCCCCCUCAGCUUCCGAAGCCUGAGGAAGAGGAGAAGAAUGAGGAGGAAGAGAGGAAAAAGGAGGAAGAAGAAGAACCGGACGAGAAUGGAAAACCAAGGGGGCCUUCCACUCUAUCAACUCUUACAGCAGAGGAGGCAGAGCACCGUGCCCUCCAGGCUGCCGUUAUUCAAGAAUGGCAUAUGUUAUGUAAAGAAAAACCUAUUACUGCUAAUUAAAGUCUUAAUCAUCUCAUAUGUAUUUUUAGAGUGAGUUAUAGUCAGUAAGCAAAAUAUUUAGCUUGAGUAAGUUUAAUAUUAUCA
Phalaenopsis equestris is the source of this 3800-nucleotide messenger RNA. Its product is annotated as protein TPLATE. Gene Ontology annotation, biological process: endocytosis. The record is from RefSeq and is a predicted model, not a curated record. NCBI's taxonomy places the organism in Eukaryota, Viridiplantae, Streptophyta, Magnoliopsida, Asparagales, Orchidaceae. The coding region runs from base 252 to 3716 and encodes 1154 amino acids. The transcript is spliced from 7 exons.